Messenger RNA from Haemonchus placei, 1014 nucleotides. Lineage: Eukaryota; Metazoa; Nematoda; Chromadorea; Rhabditida; Trichostrongylidae. The record is from the annotation of a GenBank genome assembly.
GAAUUCCCAUCGAUUCAAUCUGGAAUAGAAGCGCAAAUUAAGGCCGAUAUGGAACGAAUCGUGCGCGACGAGAAAUACAUCCGUGACCAAACAGCAGCUGUGGAUCAAAGUCUCAGGAGGUGCAAAGCACUGGCUAACAUCAUGGUGACGAUGAAAAAACUCGCAAUGGUGCAAGAUCCCACAAUCCAACGGGCUAAAAAGGCCGACAUGGAACGAAUCGUGCGCGACGAGAAAUACAUCCGUGACCAAACAGCAGCUGUGGAUCAAAGUCUCAGGAGGUGCAAAGCACUGGCUAACAUCAUGGUAACGAUGAAAAAACUCGCAAUGGUGCAAGAUCCCACAAUCCAACGGGCUAAAAAGGAAACUGGCUCAUCGUCGCCGGCGCCGUCUAGUCCAACACAGGCACCGGCGCCUCCACCCCCAUGGUGCAAGAUCCCACAAUCCAACGGGCUAAAAAGUCCGACACAGGCACCGGCACCUCCACCCCCACCACCUCCACCGCCACCGAAAAUGGAUCAUUCGUUGCCGAAUUCAUCGAAAGCUGUCUCGCAAGCAAACCAGAACCACGACACAAGGAACUCUUCAGCUCAUCCUCAACAGCUCACUAAUGGUUACCAUCAACAGAGUAAUAACAUGGAAAUCGCUGCACCAUUCACCCCGAACAUCUCACGGAAUGCACCUGAGCAGCUACCGCCCAUUCAGCAGCCUUCCACGGAACCAUCGCCUGCUGCCGAACUUGACGUUGUCUUAGAAGAGAUGUCACCGACUGGAAUACCACCUCGACCGCCAAGCCGUUAUUCUGUUCAAGAUGUCCGCAUGAAAUUCCAAAAGCCUCCGGAACUUCCAGAACAAAUCAAAAACCUCAUGGAAGAAGUCGUGCGGCGAGGUUCCCCGGCUCCCGAAGCCAAUGAACGCAGGUUAGAGUUGGAAGAGCGACAAGAACGUCUCGCCGAGAAGCAACGCCAGCUGUUAUCCCAAUUUCAACAGCUUCAACAAAUGACACCGUUACCAUGA